Ceratina calcarata is the source of this 1072-nucleotide messenger RNA. RefSeq lists its product as uncharacterized. Bases 126 to 782 code for a protein of 218 amino acids. Gene Ontology annotation, biological process: mitochondrial translational initiation; ribosome disassembly. Gene Ontology annotation, molecular function: ribosome binding; translation initiation factor activity. Lineage: Eukaryota; Metazoa; Arthropoda; Insecta; Hymenoptera; Apidae. The record is from RefSeq and is a predicted model, not a curated record. Gene Ontology annotation, cellular component: mitochondrion. The transcript is spliced from 2 exons.
UUCGCAAUCAAUGGGUAAAACUCUAGUGUGCGUGAGCGAUAAAAUAUAAAUAAUCUAACCUGUACUGUUCGCCUAUUUAUUUAGUUUCAAACUUAAUACUUACAUGUUAUUCAUUGGAACUCACAAUGUUACGAAUGUUAAAAGCUAUUAGACUUGUACUUAAUGUCAGUAAUUUGACUACAAUCAAGAACAAGAAUAAUGUUAGUCAGUCUAUAAAAAAUAAUUUUGUGCAAUGUCGUACCAUGUAUACUGGUACGAGCUCUACAGAUGACUUUGCAACGAACUGUGAGAAACCAAAGAAACGAAAGACUGUGGAAGUUCCCAAGAUUACACUUUUGAAUCAGGAUGAAUCUAUGAGAAUCGUUUUCUUAGAAGAAGCGAUAAAAAUUGCUAAGCGGCAGAAUCUUCAUUUAGUACAUACUGGCGAAGACCCCAAGAGUGGUAGAAGUAUUUAUAAGCUUUUCGAUUAUCAUGAGAUAUUAACGCAAGAAAAGGAGAUUGUGAACCUAAAUGUCGAGGAACAGAAAUUCAAGCAUACUAAAAUGUUUAAUUUAAAAUCAAAAAUCGAAGAACAUGAUUUAGGAGUAAAAAUGGCUCAUAUGAAUAAACUGUUGAAGAAAAAUCAUGUAGUCAAAGUGCUUGUUAAUCACCCUACCGAAGGCAAUGUGGAAACAGUAAACAUACUCAAGAAAAAUAUAUUAGGAACUGUGUCAAAAGAGGUAUCAAAAAAAGGUACAACUAUACUUGUAUUUUCUCCUUCUUCGAAUGAAAAAACACGCUAGUUAGACUAAUACAUUCUUCUGUGCGGGCAAUCAAAGCGAUGUACUAGUUUGCAUCUUUUGAUGUAAGUUAAUACAAUGCAAUAGUAAUCAACUACAUGUUUGACAAUGUCAUAUUUAUUUUCAACAUCUCACACGUUUAUUGAAACAUUAAAAUAAGAGUGUUCUACGUAAAUAAGAUGAUUCCCUUCAACAAACCAUUUAAAAAUGAGUCUUUAGAUUGUACAUAACUAUCAUUCAGCUAUUCAAUGAAUAUAAAAGAAAUAUACGCUUAUAACAGAUUUUAUUACUAA